AUGAAAUUGCCGUUUCUGGCGCCAACGAUCGGCAGCGAUCUGCAAAUCAAGAUCGCAACGGGCUUCUUCUUGUUCAUCGUCUUCCUCAAUACCAUCGCAAUGGGCUACCAAGCCCGGUUGAUAUUCCCGCCUAAACCAGUAGAAAAGGCUUACACGUACGAAGGCCACGACUACCCAAGAGAGCUCCACCUCGAUCUUGGCGCGCCAGUGGCGCUUACUGUGGACGAUACAGAGCACCUUCAAAUUGCCACACCAGAAGCAGAGGCAGAAUGGUAUUCGAUAAUGCCCCCAGGAUACGGGUUCAUCCAUCUUGGACCGAAUAAGCGGCGGUUUGCGACGAGUAUGUUCCAUCAGAUUCACUGCCUAAAUGUAAUUCGAAAUGCAAUCUUAGCCGGGGCGAGCGGGGACCAUGUCCAUCACUGCUUCAACUACCUACGACAGAUGGCACUGUGCCACGCCGAUCUUACCCUGGAAGAGGGUGUGCCAGAGCUGGGGAUCGACCCGACUGGGGAGCUGCCCGUCAACGGAGUUGGCAUCACACACACGUGCAAGGACUGGAGCAAGGUGUAUACGCAUCUGGCAGAUGAGUAUUAUAAUUUCAAUGAGUGGAGGAAAACGCACAAUGUCACGUCGUUCUAG
This is a messenger RNA of Dacryopinax primogenitus, 639 nucleotides long. RefSeq lists its product as uncharacterized. The transcript is spliced from 3 exons. The record is from RefSeq and is a predicted model, not a curated record. Gene Ontology annotation, biological process: mycotoxin biosynthetic process. Lineage: Eukaryota; Fungi; Basidiomycota; Dacrymycetes; Dacrymycetales; Dacrymycetaceae. Bases 1 to 639 code for a protein of 212 amino acids.